AUGCCAGCCGCAAAGCAGCGGCGGAUCUCCGAGGAGACUCGCGCCGUGUAUGUCCCACUGGCAGAGAGGCUGGGCAUUCACAUCUGGAAGAGGGAGUUCGAGGAGCUCUGCUGCCGGUACCUGAACGGAUACGCGUAUGACCUCGCCGUCCGGCACAACGAGCAGACCGCCGAGGCGCGCGGGCGAGGCCUCCGCUACAUCAGGCAGUACUUCAGCACCCUGAUCAUGGACAAGAUGGAGGAGGGUGCCAUCCAGAAGGUGGAGAUGGACGAGGAGCCCCUGCACACGCAGCUGCGGCGGUGGGCCACGCACUCCAGCAGCGCGCCGCCAGCGCCCGUCCCGCGGAUGCGGGUGAUCGCAAGGGACCGCGAGACUUGCUGGUCGUGCCUCGGACAGAUCCACAGGCUGCUGCCCCCGAUGCCGGGGCGGCUGCGCGAUUACAUCUCCUCGCCCAAGGAUCGAACAUGUACAUGA
Molecule: messenger RNA, 474 nt
Organism: Prorocentrum cordatum
Lineage: Eukaryota; Dinophyceae; Prorocentrales; Prorocentraceae
Source: the annotation of a GenBank genome assembly